UCAUGGCUUCCAAACGACCUGUCUUCAACCAUCGACCUACAGAUGACACUGGUAUCAGCUGGGAUCGACCAGAGCAUUCAAGUUCGAAUGAAAGCAACGACAUUGGGUUGUCUGCAUAUCCUUUGAAGGAAGACUUCAAAGAUUCAAAAGCCGAUGCUAAUAUCGCUUCUGAACCAGACACAGAAGAUGGGUCCGAUGCGGUGCCCAAGGGGACAACGCACGUCUUGGAUACAGCUGGAGACAUUGUUGAUCAAAUCCUUGAUACAGAGGAUGAUCCCACCGAAAAGGCAUUGACGUUUCGAACGUGGUUCUUGGGCAUUGGCCUCUCGAUCUUCGCCUCGGUUCUGCAGGAAAUCUUCUAUUUCAAACCACAAACGAUCUUCGUUUCUCUGGUCUUCUUGACUGUCAUAGCCUACGUUCUUGGAGACGCAAUGGCUUAUGCGAUUCCUCGCAAAGGCUGGCUUCGACACCUGAAUCCCCACGAGUUCAAACGCAAAGAACAUGCAGCAAUUACCAUCAUGGCUUCCGCCGCAGCCGUCAGUGCUCUGGCCACCGAAGCAUUGGCUGCCCAAGCCCUUUUCUAUGGUGGAUAUCCAAGCAAAGCUGCUGGAAUCUUCAUUGUCCUCUCGUCACAACUUCUUGGUUUCGGCGUGGCUGGCAUGCUGCGAGACAUCUUGGUCUACCCCACAAAAAUGUUAUGGCCCAUGACACUUCCUGUAACGACACUACUACAGACCAUCCACAAAGACAAAGCGGAAACCAAGCACCGCAUGAGAGUCUGGUACAUCGUAUUCUUCGCUAUCUUCUUCUGGGAGAUCUUGCCGGAGUACAUGUUCAUAGUAUUGACUGGUGUUUCAGUCUUCUGCCUAGCUGACCAACACAAUCUUGUCUUCACUAACCUCUUUGGUGGUGCUUCAGGUAACGAAGGCCUUGGAUUUCUCUCUNUUUGCUUUGAUUGGAACUAUAUCGCGUCCUUCCAAUCACCACUGUGGUACCCACUCCAGACCACAGUCAAUAUGUUGAUCGGUAUCAUUGGAUGCUACAUCCUGUUCAUGGGUCAGUCGUUUAGGCUUGAGCAUCGUUCAUUGCUGAUCCAAUCCAAACAGNGUAUCUACUACGGCAACCUAUGGGAAUCCCAAAAUUUCCCCUUCCUAUCUCAAGCGCUAUACAACAGCACGUCCACCGCGAGCAACUACACAAUCUACAACCAGAGUCUUAUUCUGAACGACCAGUUUGAGAUUGACUUUGAAAAACUUGCCCAAGAAGGGGUGCCUUAUCUCACUGGGACUUACAUUGCCUAUCUGAUCACAUCAAAUUCGGGUCUGACAGCUACAUUUGUGUAUAUGUUGUUGUGGAAUUGGGAUGACUUGAAAGCAGCUUGGACCUGGGCUCAUCCUCGCAACUUGUCCAGAUUGCUUGACCCAAAGAUAUAUAUGUUUUGGCGCAACGAAGAAAGCCCGGAAGAGCGCAUGGAACGCAAGAUCGAUAACCCUACUCUGGAUAGUCACUACAAAGUCAUGUUACUCAACAGGUAUCGAGAGGUGCCGAUGUGGUGGUGGGCUGCUGUUAUGGCGAUCAGCUGGGUUGUUGGCAUUAUCUGUCUCUAUUCAAUCAAGUCGACCCUUCCAGGCUGGGGCUACCUGCUUGCUCUUAUGCUCACCGCUCUCUUCACACUGUUUNUCGGAGCCCAAUCAGGUAUUACUGGAUUUGGCUUCAACCUCCAGCCUAUAUGUCAGAUGCUUGCAGGUUACCUUUUCCCCGGUCGUCCGCUUGCGAAUUUCUACUUCACUUGCUUCACCUACAACACCUCGUCUCAAGCUACAUUGCUUGCGAAAGAUCUGAGAUUGGCCCAGCAGAACCAUAUAUCGCCUCGCAUAACCUUUGUCCUGCAAAUCACUGGCUGCCUUGUGGGCGAUUGGGUCAUGAUGGAGAGCAUUGUCCAGAACCAAGCUCCAAUCUUGGCAUCCAUUCAAGGCACAAACAUCUGGUCCGGUCAAAAUGUCCAACAGUUCAACACUCUUGCCAUCGCAUGGAGCAUUGCAUCGAAGAUGUUCAGUGUGGGUGCGCGCUACGAGUGGGUGACACUGUCUUACCUGAUUGGUUUCAUCGUUCCGAUCCCUACGUACCUCGCCUAUCGCUACACCAAGAACCCAGCCUGGGGUUAUCUCAAUCCAUCCAUUAUCCUCUGGUAUAUGGGCAACCUGUUUGUUGGCAUCAACAGUUCGCUCACAAUGUUCUUUGUCCUCGCUUUCAUCAGUCAGUUCUGGAUCCGCAAGUACCACCCACAGUUGUUCGUCAAAUACAACUAUCUUGUCUCUGCAGCCAUGGACGGAGGUACACAAGUUAUGGUUUUCAUUCUUACUUUCGCAGUUGCUGGUGGUAGUGGUAAAGCCCAUCCCUUCCCCACCUGGGCCGGUAAUCCGGAUCUGAGUGUCCAUAACGCCGAUUACUGCAUGGUGAACCCAGCCAACAAUGGG
Molecule: messenger RNA, 2477 nt
Organism: Aureobasidium musti
Lineage: Eukaryota; Fungi; Ascomycota; Dothideomycetes; Dothideales; Saccotheciaceae
Source: the annotation of a GenBank genome assembly